UGCUGCAAAUAGUCAUUGUUAGCCGUGGAUGUUUCACUCUUUGAAGAACCCGAGUGAACCCUUGCUUCCAGAGCCUCUGGGAUCAGAGGAUAGUGAAGAGACAGCGCACUAAAGAGCCCGCCGCAAGGCAGGAUGGAUUUGCUGCAGCAGGCAACACCCAGGUCGCUACCCUGAUACGACUCGACCACACAGGUAGCUGGGCGAGGCAAAGUACAGUAGGAUGAGGCAGACGUGUAGUCCGACUUAGCAGAAGGUCAAGGCAGGCGACAAAGAUAAAAGGUUUCUUUUCCUGCUUGAAUCUUGACUGAUUUUGUGAAACUGAAAAUGGAGCUAAAUACAGAUGACUUACCACUGAUGGCUAACACACGUUACAUUCUAGUAAAACACUAUGCACUAGACCUUGAUGUGGGCUUCGAAAGCCAGACCAUAACAGGAAGUAUUGUUUUAUUUCUUCAACCCAACACCUCUUGUGAAAACAGCAAUACUGAAAAGCCUUUCCCUUCUGAACCCGGUGAAGCCAGCAGAGAACAGGCACAGGAAUCGUGUAAGACACAGCCAAGUAAAUCUUUAUCACAAAGUAGUGUUAAAGACUCCUGUGCUAUCGGUGAAACAGAUACUUCAAAAAAGUGUGGUCACCAUGGCAACAAGAAGCAUAGUUUUGGAAUUACUAGUUCAGAGCACUUCAGUGACAGAUACAAUGAUGGGAAUGGAGAUUUUGUUCUGGUGCUAGACUGCUGUGAUUUAUCUGUGUUAAAGGUUGAAGAGGUGGAUGCCACAUGUGUUCCUGAAAAAUGUAUGGGUUCUGUGCUGCCAAGUUUUGAAUCUGAGCAGCAGGUAACCCACAGCCAUCACAUCCCACCUGAACUGGUGGCAUUACCUCCAAGCCGAUGGAAGGAACAGCUAGCUUAUUACAUGCAAUGCAGUCGGGCAUUAGGAUGUGGAGAACUUCAUUUUUUUACUGACAGUUGGAGCCUGCAGAUCAGCAAAUGUGGAGUAAAUACACCCACUGACUUCCCUUCUGCUAUAAGGAUAUGGUAUAAGACCACGGCAAAUGGGAGGUCAGUAAAGUGGACCAAAGACCAAAAAGGAAGGCCUUGUGUUUAUACGUUUGGAUCACCUCUAAACAACAGGGCCCUUUUUCCAUGUCAAGAGCCACCUGUGGCAAUGUCAACAUGGCAUGCAACUGUUCGGACUACUAGUAAUUGCAUUGUAUUAAUGAGUGGAGAAAAUGUUGCUACUCCAAAUCACUAUGCUGAAGGAAUUUGUAGCUGGUUCUACUAUGUGACAAUGCCUAUGCCAGCCUCUACUUUUACCAUUGCAAUUGGAAGUUGGACAGAAGUAAAGGACAGUCCAUGCUCCUCUUUGGAAUGGUGUCAUUCAUCUAGUAUUAUGCCAUUAAACAUGGAUGAGAAAAGAUCCUCUGAACAAGACUGUAGACAUUUGGAGUACCCAUGCCGUUAUAGAAGUCUUGAGGCCCACUCUCAAAGUUGCAUACCGCAUCGUGUUUUUGCUCCAGAUGUACAUAUAAAGCAAUGUAAAGAGAUGGUUAUUCCAGUACUUUCUCAGUGCCUUGAAGCAGCCUAUUCUGUUCUAGGGACUCACCCCUUCUCACGCCUUGAUUUACUUAUAGUGCCUUCUAAUUUCUCCAGUCUAGGAAUGGCAAGCCCUCACAUCAUCUACCUGUCUGAAAGUGUGCUGUCUGGAAGAAAUCAGCUCUGCAUUUCACGUGUCUGCCAUGAAAUUGCACAUGCUUGGUUUGGGUUAGCCAUUGGUGCACGCGAUUGGACUGAAGAAUGGAUAAGUGAAGGAUUUGCUACACAUCUCGAAGAUGUAUUCUUAGCAAAAGUCCUGAAGUUAUCAGAGGAAGAUUCUAAAGAACAUCAAAAUCUAAAAGCUCUUUUGCGAUGGCGCCGUCUUAAUGAUGAGCUCAGCAACUCCCAAGAGGAUCUACAAAUACUAAGGCCCCAGGGAGAUUCUACUGGCGAAGUGAGUGACUCAGGAGCUUCCAUGGUACGACAUGGCUUAAAUGCAGACAAAAAUUUCAUGCAAGUGCAUUACUUAAAGGGCUAUUUUUUGCUACGAGGUCUUGCAAAUACCAUAGGUGCAGAUACUUACUUUUCAUUUUUGAGAAGAUUUGUGAAUAGAUUUCAUGGACAGUUGAUACUUUCUCAGGAUUUCUUCCAAAUGCUUUUCGAAACUGUUCCUGAACAUUUGAAACAAGGCUUGUCUGUCGAUGUCAUCUACCAAAUCUGGCUCGACCCUCCAGGGAUGCCACAGCCCUUGCUGGAGGAGAGCCAGACAUGGACAGGAAAUGGACUUGUGCAGCAAGUCAAACAAGAGGUCUCAAAGUGGAUUCGGUUAAACCAGAGAAACAGGCGGGGAGGAACAGGACGAAAACGACAACGUAGCGACCAAUGUGACGAUAAGAUUGUUCCAGAUCAGCUGGUUUUGCUUUUGGAUUUACUGUUGGAGGAGAAGACGUUAUGUGCAAAGACACUGCAGUGCUUGAAGAACACCUACAACUUGCAGGAGCAGGAUGCAGAGGUCCGACAUAGAUGGUGUGAGCUGGUUAUAAAACACAAGUACACCACAUCUUACAAGGAUGUAGAGACAUUCCUACUCCAUGACCAGGCCAUGGGUGUGUAUCUCUAUGGAGAGUUAAUGGUGAACGAGGAUGCCAGACAGCAAGAACUUGCACACAGAUGCUUUGCUGCUGUCAGAGAUCAAAUGGAUGUAUCCUGUGUAAAAGUGGUGGGAGAAAUGUUGUUUUAAUGGAUUGGCUUCCAUAGAACAAUGCCGUGACUGAAACGGCCAAGCUCUCAGUGUGGUCAUGUUAAUGCAAGUUAAACUGGAUAGGAUUAAGUUCUGAACUUUGGGUGGAUUACUUGUUCUAGAACAAGGCCGUACUAGGAGCCAGGCCUCCAGCACAUUACCUCAAUGUUAGGAGCUAAGUCCGACAUAUUUCAAGUGUAAAUCGAAAGAUAGUAGGUAAUCCUAGUUUCAGACUGUCUGUAAUAUCUCAUCCAGUAUUUUUACAUUUUUAUGCAGUAGUUAAAAAUAAAAUCCAUUUAUUGCCUUUUAAAGUUGCAAUACGUGCGUACAUAUCUUUGUUUCUCCAAGGGAUAUCUAUCCUUUAUAGUAAAACCUGAGAUACUCAAAUAUACUACUACAAAUGUUGUUCAAUGUCAUAUUUCGGUUUUAUUCACACUGCUGUAUUAUGCAUCUUUCAUAUAUGUAGUAGGAUUUUAUAUUAAGUCACUUUGUGAAAUGUACUUAGAUUUAGAGUCAGUCUUUACUGGAGCAAUAUUUUAAUUCCCUGAAGUAACCUUAAGGCUGUUUGCACAUGCACGUUUAACACAUUCGAUUUGGUUUAGUAUGAAGGUCUUCUGUAGUGCAGCAUAUUCCAGAUACUUCUCUAAUGAAAUAAGACAAUCGACAGUCCGCAUGUCUUUGGAAGUUUUCUCUUAUCUAGAGACUUUGACAUUGGACACAGAGUGUGAUGUAAUUGUAUGGAGGGCCAGAUAUGCCUAACUUUCCCAGCAGUUGACCCUCCAUCGACUAGUAAAUAAUAAAUUAUCAAUUUGGGAUAAUCCUUUUAGCUCUGAAUGAUACAAAAGUGAAUAAGCACACACCCCAUAUUGCAUCCCCACAGAUACUACAGCCUUAAUGUUCGCCAUGCACAGAAAAUGAAAAUGUUCACAUCUGGCUGCUAAUUUCCCAAAAUGUUUAGAUUAUAAAUUCACAAUGUGCAGUCUAUAGUACUGAGGGAUAGACUUCGCAUAUAGUAAUACAAUGUAUUUACACUGGCUUUCUGUAAUCAACGAAAUGGAAAUAAAAUUGACACAUUUUCUUAUAUACAACUAUAUUUUAAAAAGUUGGCCUGGAUU
Messenger RNA from Hyla sarda, 3887 nucleotides. RefSeq names its product aminopeptidase O (putative) (gene AOPEP). NCBI's taxonomy places the organism in Eukaryota, Metazoa, Chordata, Amphibia, Anura, Hylidae. The record is from RefSeq and is a predicted model, not a curated record. Gene Ontology annotation, cellular component: nucleolus. The transcript has 17 exons. Bases 325 to 2772 code for a protein of 815 amino acids. Gene Ontology annotation, molecular function: zinc ion binding; metalloaminopeptidase activity.